This is a messenger RNA of Archocentrus centrarchus (flier cichlid), 4228 nucleotides long. RefSeq names its product mitoferrin-2-like. Bases 240 to 1442 code for a protein of 400 amino acids. Gene Ontology annotation, biological process: iron import into the mitochondrion. Gene Ontology annotation, molecular function: ferrous iron transmembrane transporter activity. Gene Ontology annotation, cellular component: mitochondrial membrane. Lineage: Eukaryota; Metazoa; Chordata; Actinopteri; Cichliformes; Cichlidae. The record is from RefSeq and is a predicted model, not a curated record. The transcript is spliced from 4 exons.
AGUUGUCCCUGACUGACAGCUAACCUAGCGAGUCAAAUUCAUCUAUUGCUGCGGCACACUGACAGCCAACCAAGAUCCCACCCGUGCUUCCUCCCUGUUCCCGGUCUCUGUGCAGCUGGCUGCCGCGCACUUUCUGUUCCCGGUCUGUAUUCACAGGCUACCGGGAAGAACGCUUCAACGGGCAGGUCGUUGGGUUUGCCGAUCUGACCGUGCCUGAAGGGCUAACGUGAUUUAUCUGAAUGGAAGCGGACGGUUUCAUGUCCCGGCGAACGUCCGUGGAAGCAGCGGGCGUCGACAGCCGGGUCGGUGGCGCUGCAGCCGGGGCAGAGAUUCGAUGGCUGGGCGGCAGACUGCUGGGAACCACGGGAGGAUUUCAUAUCUCACCCAGAAUGACAGGAGAACAGGACUUUGCACCGGUGUCGCAUCGCAGUACUUCGGACAUUUCGACUUCUCUCGAGACAGAAAUAGACUAUGAGGGACUACCUCAAGGAAUGGCCACCAGCACACACAUGCUAGCUGGUGCCGUGGCUGGAAUCAUGGAGCACUGCCUUAUGUAUCCCAUCGACUGCGUCAAGACUCGCAUGCAGAGCCUGCACCCAGAGCCGGGCGCACGCUACAGGAACGUGAUGGACGCCCUGCGGCAGAUUGUGCAGACGGAGGGGGUGUGGCGGCCGAUCAGAGGCGUGAACGUGCUGGCGGUGGGCGCGGGGCCUGCCCACGCUCUCUACUUCGCUUGCUACGAGAAGAUCAAGUUCUCACUCAGUGACGCUAUUCAUCCCGGCACCAACAGCCACUUUGCAAAUGGAGUGGCAGGCUGCGUGGCCACACUGCUGCACGAUGCCAUCAUGAACCCAGCGGAAGUUGUGAAGCAGCGUAUGCAGAUGUUUAACUCACCUUAUCGUGGUGUGUUGGACUGUGUGGGCUCUCUGCUGAGACACGAGGGCCCAGCUGCUUUCUACCGCAGCUACACCACCCAGCUGACGAUGAACGUGCCCUUCCAGGCGCUGCACUUCAUGACCUACGAGUACCUCCAGGAGCUCCUCAACCCCCACAGACAAUACAACCCUUCCUCCCACGUUGUAUCCGGUGCUCUUGCUGGAGCCCUGGCUGCAGCUGCCACUAGCCCCCUCGACGUCUGCAAGACCCUGCUUAACACGCAGGAGGCUCAGGCUGUGCAUAUGAUCCAGGCGGAGGCAGCAACGGCAGCUGGAGCAGUUGCAUCGGCCCCCGGCAGCCGCCACAUCUCUGGCCUGGGUGAGGCUUUUCGGAUGGUGUACAGGAUGGGAGGCAUUCCAGCCUUUUUUAAGGGCGUCCAAGCCCGCGUCAUCUACCAGAUGCCCUCUACUGCCAUCAGCUGGUCCGUCUACGAGUUCUUCAAAUACAUCAUCACCAAGCGGCAGCAUGAGAGACGGCUGCAUGGGGAUCGGGAUGGGGACAAAUGAACACCUGGAAACACGACUGGCUAUCAGCAUCUCAAAGGUUUAUUCCACCAUAGUGAACACCAGUAUUGGUGCUGGUUUCUAAACAUCUGAAGGUUAAAAAAGGUCUUUCUGAUUCUUUGAGCAGAAAAUCAAUAAUCUUGUUUACUGAUAUCAGUUAUGAUAUCUGUUGUAGUUCAAAGCAGGUGGUAAGAUUUACAACAAACAUAACUAGUCUGUCAUUAGAUUAGGGAUUGACAAAGUGUCCAUCUGUAAGAAGAUUGCCUUGAAAUAACAGGAAGUUCUGGUUCCAACUUUUUUUUUUUUUUCUUAGUGUUUAACACGACAAACUCCCAGCAUUGGCUUCCAAAAAGGAAAUCAUUUGUUGUGGCUAACCAGUGUUUCCCACAGAUGCAGAUUCUCUUUGUGGCAGAGGAUGUGUACACCGCAAAAGGAGUCACACUUACACAAUGAGUUAUAAAAUGAUACCAUUUUACUUGUCCAGUAAUUCAUGUCACAAAUUAUUGUGCAUCAGCUGCAUCGCCAGUGAGUCUCUCAUCUUGCGGACAAAAUCCAACUCAGCCCUGACUGGUCUUUGGAGCCGACAGCUGCAGUCCAAAACCAGUAAAGUGGCGUCCAUCCAUCCAUCCAUCCAUCCAUGGGAUGAGAGUGUCCCUGAAGAAGCAGCUGAAAGAUACUGAUAACCAGCACAAUGGUAACUUGGCCAACAAGGUAGCUGAUGGGACAAACGUGAGACAGAAGGGGCUAGGACUAGCUAGUUAGCCGAAAAUAAACUUCCUAAUUAAGAGCGAGGGGCCAUUAUGGCGUUCUCUCACACCAUCAGGAAAUGAAUGAAUAAAUAAAAUGCUAGAGUCACCAGAUAAGCCUGGCAGCCUGCUCAAAUAAUCUGUGUGUGGGAAGCACUGCUAACAGUAAAAUUAAAUCUCAAUUUGUCCCCACUCCCUCCACCCUCUUAUGUAUGUAGUAAAAAAUGACUCAGGUUGAAGUGCUGACUUUGAGCUUUCGUUCAAGGGUGUUUAUAUACUCGCUUCAAAUGAACUUUGUAUGAACUGUAACAUUUUAUGCAUACCCCUGAAAGGAUGAAAAGUCCGACACUGAUGGGAAAAUGCUUGAAUGGCCUUAAAUUUCAGCAAGUUAAACCUCAUAGUUGUGAAGUUACUGAAGAACUGCACUGUGGCUUAGAUAAGACCCAUCUCCUAACUGCACAGUUUGGGUGUUGAGUUGAAAGUGCUACUGCCAUUACACCUUCUGACCACAGGGGAUCGCAGUUUUUGUGGUCCUAAAACCUAAAGGAAAAUUAGCGGUUAGAGAAACUUUUAAAACAAGCUUCAUAGUUCAGUGCCUUUAGAAACUCUGUAGGGCAUUUGGGCAGAGGAGUGUUUGGAGGUCUAAGACGCAGAGGUUUGAUUCCUCUGUAUCAAAGGUUUCCUCUGUUUUCAAAUGUCCACAGAGUUCCUUUUAAAGGAGGCACUGUGCAAUGUUGUUACUUCCUCUUGUUGCACAAUGUGGAGUUACUGAAUCAGUGCUGUCAAAUAGACAGUAGGGCUCAGCUCAAAGCAAGCAACACAAAUGUUUUCAAUGUGGGAUCACCUGAAUUUUACUGAACCCUCUUUGUCACACAGCCUGUAAGUUAGUGUCUCUGUUUCAGAAAAACAGAGACACCAACAGAGACAAACAUGGUUUUGGAUUGAAGAGUUAGCAUUUGAGUGGAACGUGCAGUGUGCGCGCGCGUGUGUGUGUGUGUGCGCGCGCGUGUGUGUGUAAGUUCAGUUUUAUGGAGAACAUUUGUGAUUGAGCUUAUUUGGUCUCAACACUGUUGAGACCCAAACAGUAACAUGAACUAAAUCAGGGCAGAAAAAAGUAUGAAUUCACUCAGUAACUGUUUAAAAAGUCUUUUCUUUUUGCUUCAUGAUAGCUUUAUAUUGUCACUUCAGUAUCUUUGCACUAGCAAAGUGCUUUUUCCAAGCCCAUCUGUAUGGCUUUUAAUUGGAUCCAUGAGACUGGGCUCCUGUUGUCACCAGUAGGAUUUUGGAACUUUCCCUCAUUAGCGCAAAUGUGGCGAUAUGGAAAACCAUAUUUUUACUACAGAGAGUACAAAUAAGGUAAGAGUGUUCAUUUUAAAGCAGGCAUAUUUGACUUAAGUUUUUUUUAUUAUUAUUAUUAUUAUUAUUAUUAAUAAACCACACAGCUUUCUAUCACUUCAGUUUUUUAAAUCAUAUUCAGGACAACAAAAGCAGCUUUGAAAAAUAAACAAACUGAUUUAGCUACAAACACAUGCCUUCAGUUAGCCGCCAAACAGCCAACGCACAACUACUACAGAGAUACAGAUUUAAUGUUUUUUUGAAGCCAUAAAACUAAAAGAAAUUGUAAUAAUAUAUAUAAAUAUAGAUAAUUAAAGCUCCAAACAUGAGGCUAACUUGUAUGCUGAAUGAUACAAAUUUAAACUGCGCUGUAAAAAUGCAGAUUUUUGUAGUGUCCAAAGUCCUCACCUGAAAGGUAGCCAAAAGGAAAAACUUUAUUAUUUUAAGAGCAGAGACACCUUAUGUAUCUGAGUAUUUAACAAUGAUUGCCGGAUUGUUUCUCAAGUUUCAAAGUUGGGAACCCAAAGACUGAGAGCAACAGAGGGGAGGAACUGUUGGUUUGUCAAAUGACAACACUAAUGUGAAAUGCUUGCACGCUGUUUUAAAGCGACACCUGUAUUUGUGACUUGUAAAUAAACUCGCUAAGGCAGCUCCUCGCAGAAGCAGGGUCUUCUCUUGGUGCUGGCUCGCCAAGCGCUGGACUAUUAA